Molecule: messenger RNA, 4320 nt
Organism: Conger conger (European conger)
Lineage: Eukaryota; Metazoa; Chordata; Actinopteri; Anguilliformes; Congridae
Gene: spryd3
Product: SPRY domain containing 3
Exons: 11
Coding region: 139-1392 (417 amino acids)
Molecular function (GO): protein binding
Source: RefSeq, a predicted model, not a curated record
CACCAGAAAGCGCCGACUGGCCUUUGAGGAGUUCGUGUCAAUGGAUCGUGAUAAUCAGCGAUAUUGAGCAGAAAACAAGAACGAAAGUGAUUGCGAUAACAUAUUAAUGACUAUCAAUAUAUAAUAAGCAGGGCUGGAAUGGAUGAUAUCAACCUACACUACAGGUUCCUGAACUGGCGGCGGAGGAUACGGGAGAUCCGCGAGGUGCGGGCUGUGCGCUUCCAAGAACGAUUUAAGAGAAUGUUGAAGGAUGGCGAUACCCUCAGUUACCAAGGGAACUCUGAUGAAGUUGGCUGCUACGUUGCACCUCGGCCCCUUUCAAAAGGAAACUGCUACUUUGAGGUGACCAUAAUGGACACGGGCGUGAGGGGGACGAUCGCUGUGGGCCUGGUGCCGCAGUACUACAAGCUGGACCACCAGCCCGGCUGGCUCCCGCACUCCAUCGCCUAUCACGCCGACGACGGAAAGCUUUACAACGGGAACACCAUGGGACAGCAGUUUGGUCCUAAGUGCAACCGCGGAGACAAAAUCGGCUGUGGGAUUUACCAGGACUCUUUUGAUGCCGGGCUAACAACGGUUUUCUUCACCAAAAAUGGCAAAGAGGUGGGCUCAGUAGUGGUCCCGGCGUCUCCAGACGGGCUCUUCCCAGCCGUGGGCAUGCACUCCCUGGGGGAGGAGGUGCGGUUGGACCUGCAGGCGGAGUGGGGUACGGAGGAGGACGACAGCGUGAUGAUGGUGGACAGCCAUGAGGACGAGUGGGGGCGGCUACACGACGUACGCGUCAGCGGCACGCUGCUGGAGUACACGGGCAAAGGGAAGGGCAUCAUGGACGUGGGGCUGGCCCAGGCCCGCCGGGCGCUCAGCACACGUAGCCACUACUUCGAGGUGGAGAUCGUGGACGCCGGGGAGAAGUGCUACAUCGCACUCGGCCUGGCGCGCAGGGACUACCCCAAGAAUCGACACCCAGGAUGGAGCCGGGGUUCUGUGGCCUACCAUGCGGACGACGGGAAGAUCUUCCACGGCAGCGGUGUGGGGGACCCCUUCGGGCCCCGCUGUUUUGAGGGGGACAUCAUGGGCUGCGGAAUCAUGUUCCCUCGGGAUUACAUCCUGGACAGCGAGGAUGACAGUGACGAUGGGGACUACUUUGAGGUGCGGCCCAAACAGAGAAGGGUCCAGAAUGUUCUGUACCUGAACGAUGAAGAGGAGGAAGAGGACGAGGAGGAGAUGGAACAGGAGCAUGAAGGCAGGAAGGUCAUGGUGUUCUUCACCCGCAAUGGCAAGAUCAUUGGCAAGAGGGAGGCGGUGGUGCCCACGGGGGGGUUCUACCCCUCCAUUGGGAUGCUGAGCAGCGGGGAGAAGGUGAAGGUGGAUCUGCACCCCCUGAGCGGCUGAGAGAGGCCCCGAGAGGCGGGGCAACAAUCCCAUACUUUGGGGACGGAGGGGGGGAUGGAAAGAGGGUGGUGGGCUUGCCACACCCCUCCCCCCCCCCCCCCCCCCCCCCACACUCCGUACCCCUGCCACGGCCCCACCCUCGCACGGCCUCGUCCCCACCUCCAGCAACCCUCGUCCGCCUCCUCGUAAACUACCUGAAAUUACGCGUUACUUUAUGUUUCCUUUAAAGCCUACCACCGAAUACGAGUUGUUCCUCUUCCUUUCGUAUUUCCGCUCUUAGGCUGGCUGUCUGUGGCCAAGAAGUGUUUGAAAGCUGAAUUAGUGGACUCCAUGCAGGGACGGGAUUUAAAUCCUGCUGGCAGUGCCUUUUCUGGGCACCAGGGUGCGCUGUUUCUCUACAACAGUCAAAGACAAUGUAAUAUUGUGCCAGAGCUUAGUGACCAUUUACCUUUUCAGUGGCGCUGGGUGAAAAUGUUUCUCACUAGUAAAUCCUUAAAUCCAUGAAUGGCAAAAAUGAAUAAGUGUAAACUGUAUAAAUUAUAGUCUAUUUUUGAAUGAUAUUACUUGAAUAUAAAUGUAACUCCCAAGAUAUCACUGUGGCGCAAAGCAAUGCGUUCCAUAAGCAUGUCCUAACCGUCAUGCCGAUUGCGCAAGUUAUUGAUGGGGAAUGAGAGCAGUGAUUGUCUGAGGUCAGUCAGCUUUGGCAUUGUUCGUUUGAAAGCGAGUGUUUUGUCCCACACGCACCGCACGCACUUUCUGUUCUUGUGUCAGGACUCGAGCCUUGUAUGUGUCCGUCGGCCAUGCGACAGCUGCAAGUCUGGGAACUGUGGGUGUGCAACACAUACAAAUGCCACAAGGGGGCAGGAGUCUGUGUUUAGCCUCUCUGCCUCUGUACUUUCGCCACAGCGCUUAGGCCAGAAAUGCUUAAUCCUUACGGCACAUUUCAAAGUAAACCUCGGACCGUAGAAAGCUGGAAAAUUAAUUAUUUCGUGAGGUAGGUAGAACCUACUUUGAGGAGAAUAGAUCGCUCAGAUGCACGUUAUAUAUUUUUUUAGACACGUCACGUCAUUAAACAGAACAAAUGGUUGUUGGUGAUUAGUUAUGCAUGAUUCACUUGAAAUAUAUGCAUUGCUUUUAUCGCAAAAAAUGGCUGCAUUGAUUGAUGGCUAGUUAAUGUUAUUUCAGUCUGAUGUCCGCCGACAUCGAGAAGGACGCAAAUUAUCAGAAGUCACAUAUAUUCUGUUCUGCAAUAGUUGCCUGUUUGUUGUAAAAUUCACUUUUGUUAGAAAUGAGCUUUUAUUUGAUUAGUAUGAAAUUUUGUUUUUACUGUAGAUGUGACCUAUCACGGUUCGUAAUGUCUUAGGGAUGCAGAGUGCGCCCCCUAUGUCCAUUCCUUUGGAAUCACCACUCCUUAGGAACGCCAAUAAGUUCACUUUUUGCCAAACUGUGCUACCAGUUCCAGAGAGCCCUGGAAAUGUGGAUCCAGCACUGUUCAGUAGAUCAAGCAAGAGCUUUCCAGCUUUCCACCUCACCUGUCUGUCUCCGCUUGUCUAUAGUAAUAAUUAUAAAUAUAAUUGUUUAAAAUGCAUGAAAGGUCAGCGAAGUGAUGCAUCUGUUUUGUGAGUUUUGGUUUUCCUGCAGGAUUCUCCCGUUUGCGUCACGUUUCCUCUGAUAUUGAUAACCAGUGGUGCUCGCCGAGGGGCUGUAUUGCUGCACUGCAGACCACAGACGCGUCAUAUGCUAUCGACACGGACACUUUACACACGUGUACUCUGACCGCUGCUGUUACGGGCUGCCCAGGGCUCCCUCCUCCAGAUCAUUCCCCCCAAAUCUCAUGUAGGAGAUGAAAGGGUUGGUCAUGUACCGCUGUUUUCAUGUUUGUAAAACUCUUCUGUUGAUUUAACUGUUUCAGGCUAAUUCGGUUGCGUGCGCUUCCCGUUUCUCUCUCACGGUUGCAUUUCUUCGUUUCGGGCUAAAUAUUUUGUUGGUUCUGGGGAAACGGACGAGUGUUCAACAUCGCUCCGUUCUUGGAGGGAUGUACCACUAUCCUCUAAGCUGGUUAUUAAUGAAUCUUAGUUAACGGUUGUGGUCGUUUGUGGGUCUGAACACUAGACUGUGGCAAUCGGGGGAUAACGUUGUUGUUGUUGUUGUAUUGGCCAUGUUCCUGCAGAGGCCUAGCGCAUGUUUAUUCACUGAGCAUAUUUGCACGUACAGCAUCCGCCAUAGAAGGACUCUCCCAUCCAGGUGGAGCAUGAGGUUACCCACCAUAUUUAAAGCUGUCCUUAGUUCUGCCUAACAGAUUAGUCAUAUGACAUGUAUCUAGACAAUGCAUACUUAGCAAUAUAUAAACGACCCAAAUCUGUGCCUAAAAGGCUGACACACAGGUGCCUUCUUGCGAUUGCUCUGAAUAAUCGUCCGCGUUGUUCAAAGCCGUCGUUGUCCGUGCAGAGUGUGUUCGAGGGCACCAGUUAUUUGAUGCGAUACAGUAUCUUAACAGUGGAGUAGGUUGGCUCCCUGUUGCUGGCUCUUCUUCCAAACGCACUCACCCCUGAUUGGUCAGCAGACCCUGUGCAACAUAUCGAGGCCAAUCAUUGGCGGGUGCGAAUAAUGCAGGAAGACUAAAGCAACACGGCCCAUCCUAAGAAUCACACAGAUGCUUGUGGCCGUUGGCUUCAUCAGGAUCCUGAGUCUUAAGCUGAAAUGCAGGUGCCAGGGGAGGGGCCAUGACGGCAGGGGCGGGGUUAAGAUGAGGGAGGUGGGGUCGCAUUGCAGAAGUUUGGGAGGCAUCACUCUCGGUAGCCAAUCACACUGUAUCCAUCAGUGGGCUACUGUUCUAGGUCCCUCCCUCUCCAGGCUACCUGCAUUGCUGUUAAUGUGUACAUACACAGAGAUGUUUAUAUGACUAAAUAAAGAUGGCUAUUUCCAUAG